UUAAAGUGUGAUUUCAAAAUAUGCGUUAACUGCUGAUCUCAAAACAUUUGUGUCACCCCUUAACGGAUGUAACAGCCCCUAGAUAGUCUGGAAACAGUGAUAUUUGGUUGUCACUUUAGAUUCCACUUAAAUUAACACUCAGUCAUCCGUCGAGAUUUUAUUCAUAGGUUUAAUUUAAAUCAAACCUUUGAAAAUUAGUCAAUGAUGGGGAAUUUCUGCUUUGAAAGGGGAAGACAUGGGUAUGUAGAUAUUUCUACACUAGAUGAUGAGAGUGGGUGUGUUCAUUUACACAGCACAUUGUAAAAGCCUCUCAUUCUAGUGCCAUGCGCUUGCCAUGAGUCGUCAGGUUAGUCGCACAUCAAACUCAACCAUUCGGAUUACAGUCCGCAGUCACGGACGACUUCGGAUACACAUUUUAACACGCUAUGAUUAAAUCAUUUUAAACAUUAUUUGGGAAAGUCAAAUUUAAUCAGGACCUUGUUUGGAGUAAGACGUUUUGCAUUUAUCAUCUGAGGAGUUUACGAUGUCUGGGUCUUUCUGUCGAAGUUUGUAUGCUUUCAACGGAGAGCAACAUGAGCAGGGGUUGAAGUUCGAGGCUGGUGAACUGAUCAAAAUAACACAAGCAUUGGACGGUGGAUGGUGGGAAGGUGAGAAAGACGGCGUCAGGGGAUGGUUUCCAUCAACAUACGUUCAAGUUGAGAAAAUAGUGGCCAUGUUUCCUCUUGAUGAGCUGCUUCCCAAAGACUGGAAAUGCUACAUGUCUCCACAGGGGCAAAGAUACUACGUCAACACCGUCAGCAAUGAAACAACAUGGGAGAGGCCAUUGAGCGUUCCUGGAACCCCCAAAACUCCAAUAAAACAUAAGAACUCUGGACCUUCAGUGAAUGGAUUUCAUGGAAAUGGUAGCCCAUUGCAUCAGACUGAGCAGUCACAUGUCCUCAUGCGAAAGUCAAGCACAGAAAAACAGAGUCCUGUAUCUCCAACAUCCUCCAGAAAGCUGGAGCAGGAAUCUACACUAACUAUCAACACUGUGACGUUCCCUCUUUCCCUGCACAUGUCUGAACAGCAGCUGCUCAAACCAGAGGAGUGGAGCUACUGUGAUUAUUUUUGGGCAGACAAAAAGGACCCACAGGGAAACGCCCUCAUCUCAGGAUUUGAGGUCUUACUGCAGAAACAACUGAAGGGAAAGCAGAUGCAGAGAGAGAUGGCUGAGUUUGUGCGGGAGAGAAUCAAGAUUGAAGAGGAGUAUGCCAAAAAUCUGUCGAAGCUCUCUCAGUUUCCACUCGCAGCGCAGGAGGAGGGGUAUGUUCCUUUAGACAAUGUUGUGAGCACGCUUGGAGAAGCUUGGGCUCAGCUGAAAAAAAGCUUGGCAGAUGAGGCAGAAGUUCAUCUCAAGUUCUCUUCUAAGCUUCAGAGUGAGGUGGAAAAGCCUCUCUUGACAUUUCGGGAAAACUUUAAGAAAGACAUGAAGAAGUUUGACCACCACAUGGCCGAUCUCAGGAAGCAGCUGGCCAGUCGAUAUUCUGCUGUUGAGAAGGCACGUAAGGUGCUCUCAGAUCGCCAGAAGGAUCUAGAGUUGAAAACCCAACAGCUUGAGAUCAAACUGAGCUCCAAAAUCGAGGAGGACAUAAAGAAAGCACGCAGGAAAUCCACACAGGCAGGGGACGACCUGAUGCGAUGUGUUGACCUCUAUAAUCAGUCCCAGUCCAAAUGGUUUGAAGAAAUGGUCACAACCAGUCUGGAACUUGAGAGAUUGGAAGUGGAACGUGUGGAGAUGAUCAGGCAACACUUGUGUCAGUACACAACGCUACGGCAUGAGACAGACAUGUUCAACCAAGGCACUUUAGAGCCCAUUGACAAACUGCUUCAGAUUGUGGACCCUGCCAGGGAUCGAGAGCUGUGGGUGAUGGAACACAAGACAGGGGAGGUGAGGCCAGUGGACAUGGAGAUCUAAAUCCAGAGACUGAUGCUACUCCAUGGUUUCAAAUCAUCUGGCAGAAAUUUGGUCUGAAAGAACAUUCCCUUACUGGAAGAGAGUGGGAGAAACUAUAAAGCAGCAAGCUGAAAAACAGCACUCUCUACCAUUUGAUUGUCCCGGUGCGACCCGCUGAGAUUAGACUUAAGAGCUUGCAGAGGUGACACCGUGAUUUUCCCACAAAUUUGAUCAAGUAAGACUUGAAAGGAGGAAAAGGAGAAUGUGUAAAUAUCUACAGAACUUUCACUCAGGAGAACAAAUGCUAAAAAAAUUAUCCAUGAAGUCAUUAUCUACUAUUGCAAUUGUAACAUUAGGAUUGAAUCUUGCUCAUAUCUUGAUUGUCAAGCAUAGUAAAUUCAUGCUAUUUGAAAUUGUACUAAUAUAUAUAAAUUCUCCUGUUGUCAAAUG
Messenger RNA from Triplophysa dalaica, 2383 nucleotides. RefSeq names its product growth arrest-specific protein 7-like. Gene Ontology annotation, cellular component: plasma membrane; cytoplasm; actin filament. The record is from RefSeq and is a predicted model, not a curated record. Lineage: Eukaryota; Metazoa; Chordata; Actinopteri; Cypriniformes; Nemacheilidae. Gene Ontology annotation, biological process: neuron projection morphogenesis; actin filament polymerization. The coding region runs from base 524 to 1954 and encodes 476 amino acids. Gene Ontology annotation, molecular function: actin filament binding. The transcript has 14 exons.